ACCAGAGAGAGGCUAGGAUAGCUCUCAUAGCAGCCCUGGUUUUGUGAGUGAAAUCCUAGUUAGGAGAGGGGAGCGUCAGAGCAUGAGCAGGCACUGCAGAAGAACGAUGACCCUUGGUCAGCAUCCAUGACAUGUUUGCUGGGGGUCAAAGGACAUGAGGAAUUGACAGCCUCUGCCCUCUGCUCCUCAGCAACUCUCUGCUUCAGCAGUUUGUAGCUGAGUGCCUGUCUCAGCACCUUGUGUUGACUUUUGAGUCAUCUCUGCUAUAUGCUUUAUGUGACACAGGGGACAGUCUCUGCACGAGCUCUGCUGAAGUCACCUCAUCUCACUGUCUGUCCACUGGUUUCUGUUUUGAGACUGCUUUGCUACUGGAAGACUAAGUAGGUCAUGGAUACCUGCUUUGACCUGAGUGUGGCUAUGCUCCAUGGAUGUUGAAUUUCCAGAGAAAAUCCAGCUGCCCUCAUUGGCCCAGCUGGUGGCAGAGUCCUGAAAGGAACAUGGCAGUUCCCUGUUGACUGUGCUCUGGGUUGAUUGGCAGUCUGCCCCAGGAGUAACUCAGGCCACACUGACUGGAAAUCAGUUGACUGACAUCAGUGAAGCAGUGGUUCCUGAGUUUGAAGAAAAGAGGUCUCCUGCCUGGACGGAGGAGUGUGGGCCUUUCUCCAAGCCGUCUCUGGACAUAUCUUCCCAGCAUCCUCUAACAAAGAUGCGUCAGCUCAAAGGGAAGCCAAAGAAAGAGACAUCGAAGGACAAGAAGGAGCGGAAGCAGGCCAUGCAGGAGGCGCGGCAGCAGAUUACCACUGUGGUGCUGCCUACCCUGGCUGUGGUGGUGCUCCUCAUUGUCGUGUUUGUGUACGUGGCCACACGCCCCGCCAUCACCGAGUGAGCACGUCCAUUCUGCUUUCCUCUGCAGAGAUGUCCGAAAUGCCAAGCUCUGAGCAGGAGUGUCCUGUCUCCUCUGGUCUUUGACUUGAUCAAUAUUUCUCUACUUUUUUUGGGGGGUGGGGGGGAGGAAUAGGGAACAUUUUAUCAGUGAAUGUGCCAUUUACUUGAUGGUCCACUUCAUGUGCCUUUCAGACUUCAAAGCUGUGUGUGUGUGUGUGUGGUAUGUGUGUGUGUGUGCGUGUGGCCCUUUUUCUCCUGAAAUCGAUGCAUCGCUGCCCCUGGGGAGAGCAUCUCUGGGUGAUGCUGUUGGGAUCAGCGUCGCCCUCCCAUCCAGCAGCAUGCUUCCCGGCUCCACUUCACAAGUUUCUAAGGGGACAGCCUUUCUUCUCUGUGCUUGAUGGGAUUUGAAAUAUGUUGACUCAAAGUGAAAUAUUUAUUUUUUGAAUAAAGGAGAUAAUAGUCUUAAA
This is a messenger RNA of Mus caroli (Ryukyu mouse), 1352 nucleotides long. Lineage: Eukaryota; Metazoa; Chordata; Mammalia; Rodentia; Muridae. The record is from RefSeq and is a predicted model, not a curated record.